This is a messenger RNA of Entelurus aequoreus (snake pipefish), 6015 nucleotides long. RefSeq names its product cilia- and flagella-associated protein 69-like. The record is from RefSeq and is a predicted model, not a curated record. The transcript has 23 exons. The coding region runs from base 1138 to 3930 and encodes 930 amino acids. NCBI's taxonomy places the organism in Eukaryota, Metazoa, Chordata, Actinopteri, Syngnathiformes, Syngnathidae. Gene Ontology annotation, cellular component: non-motile cilium; sperm midpiece. Gene Ontology annotation, biological process: positive regulation of flagellated sperm motility; response to odorant; olfactory behavior.
CCAGGUGGCGGGUUGUUGGCCCGCUUCACUCGGACGUUGCUCUGCCUCCCGGAGGACCGCGGCGCCAGGCUGUCCCCGGAAGAUUCCCCGGAGCCCCUCUUUUUGGCUCGCCGGCCGCCGGAGCCGCUGCCCGGGUAGUCUAAUGCAAAGCAACCACGGUGACAUGUCAACAACAUCAUGGUUACAACAAAGCGGCGCUGCUCCGCUCGGGGCCUAUUUGUAAACAAAACCAACGGGAGUUUUUUUUUAGUCCUCGCCAUUGACGACUAAGAUAGAGACGGAGGCGAGUGGACGACACAAAAGUGACUUUAUCGGCUUAGAGGCAGCGAACGGACAUAAGAAUGAUCUCUUUAAAUCAGCCAUGUCAUGUCAGCAUGCUACUACUUAGCAUGUUGCUAACAGCAUCGGCACAUACUCAUGCUUACUGACCUGCGUCCGACAGCAUGUUGGACUUUCUUUUCAAGCCUGUAAAUAAAAAGUGUGCUGACUUGAAUGUUUAUUAUUAAGCUUCUUCCACUCGUCGCCCUUUUAUUGUUGUGGGGGGAAAUAAAGGCGUUGUUGUCGUUAGAAUACCACUACCGGUUUUUCGGAGGAAAUGGGCGGAGCCUUCCGGACGAGCUUUGUUUGACUCUCCUCGCUUGCCGUAGCUGAACCGGAUCGCCAUGGCAACGGGAAAUUAACAAAACCACCACGCCGCCUUUUCGGAACCUUGGAAAUCGGACAACCCAGACGGCGUUGACGUCAUUGUCCAUUGUGAGCAAAACGGCAAACGCGCGUGACGUCGUGGACCACACACGGCAACGCUACGCAACACCAGUCAAUAAUAAGUAUAUUUUGCCGUUUUACGUGGUGGGUCGCCGUGUCCGGGUACUUUCCCCCACCCCAGCGGGGAACUGGAAGCUUCGAUUUCCAAGGGAACGGGAACGCACCAUCAGACUGGAGGCAGCAUUUUGACAAAGAGAGAAGAUGUUCACCUUCACCGUUCAAAGUUUCUUUUUACCGAGGCUAUUUUUAUUUUUGAAAAGGUGUCUUUAGAUGAAUGACCCAUUCAUUUACUGACACAUACCACCACCCACAGCACUUGCAUUUAGGGGAUUUGCGUAAAUAAACAAUGGCUGGAGUCUAAGGCUGCACUUUAUGAAAACAAUGGAUCCAUGUGGAGUUGCGCACAGGAGGAAAGUGGACGUAACUGUUGUCAGGCCAAGGGUUACAGACCAUGUUGAGCAGGUCUGUUUUAAAACUCUGGACCUCAACAAGGUUAUCCACCUCCUUGAAGACCCUCUGACAGCACACAUGCAGGAGAGGCACAUUUUUGUGCUGAAGAAGGUUCUCAGGAGAAGACACCAUGGCUUUCUGCUGAGGGAGCUGGCCAGCAUCACCAGAAUCCUGCACGCCUGUGCAGAGAAGGCCAAGGACCGACCUGAAUAUUCCAGGAUUUUGUGCGAGGCGCUUCAGAUUUGCAGGCUCCCCUUCCUGAAGGAGAGGGUGUCCGACGAGCUGAUCUACGCCCAGGACGUCAAACAGUUCCUCUCUCACAUGGGCUAUCUGAUGAGGGUGCCAGACGCCGAGGUGAGGCACCGGGUAGUCGAAUCGGUCAAGUCCUUCUACACCUGCGCCGCUCUCAGCAAACAGACGCACGACGGGCCUCAGCCGACGUCUCCGGGCUACAGGCUGCAGCUGCUGGAGCGCAGCGACCUGGCCCAGACGCUCUUUCUCUCCAUGGCGGCGCUGGAGGAGCAGCCCGCCAUCAAGCUGCUGCUCCUACAAACACUUCAGAUCCUCUCCAGCUCGUCUGAUAUGAACUGUGCUUUAAUGCUGAGUGUACGAGGGGUCGAGACCAUCUGCCUCCACAUGAACGAAUCCGACCCCAGCGGGCAGUUCCUGUUCCACUCUUCCGAAAUCCUCUGGAACCUUCUGGAUCGAGGCAGCAAGACCGAGGUGGCCGCCCAGCUCGGCAGCAUGGAAUGUGCUCUAUCUCUCAAAGAAGCGUUCUCUCACCUCCUGCUGAACAGCGCCCGGCACGCUGACGUCCAUGUCCGGAACGACCUCCUCGUGUUGACGACUCUCUUUGCCGAGUACUCCAGCCCUCUGCUCAUCGAGAGCUCCUUCGCCAAGCUGCUGGUGGCUCUUAGCACUUUUCCCGAGCUGAAGAGUCACGACCCUGUGGUGGGCAAGCUGAAGCUGAGCUGCAGCAUGGAGGACCUGCAGAUGAAGAAGCUGCUGUUGAAUCUGCUGGUGUUGAUGUCCAAAGACUCAGCGGCCAUCCAGAUAUUCAAGGAAGAGCAGGUGAUGCUGGCUCUACUCACGCUCAUCAAGCCCCCCGCCGCCGCCGCCGCCGCCCCCUCCGACCCCUGCGAGGCCCGGCCGAAAUCGCGUGACUGGUCCCCCGUGCAGCACGAGGAGCUCCAGCUGCAGGCGCUGGCCGUCCUGGCCACCGUGGCCCCGCUCAUGCUGGACCAAUUCAUGUCCUCUUACGGCACCGUGGCCCUGCUGCACCUGCUGGACUGGUGCACCGGGCCAGACACCUUCUUUGGACAUGGCCACAGCUUCCAUGCCACUGGAGGGCGAGGCGGUAAGAGGGCCCACAUGCGCCACUGCCUCAGACUGAUGAGGUCUGUGACCUCGCUGGCCGAGAAGACCCUCAACCAGGACCUGUGUGACCAGGGCACCAUCCACCUGCUCUUGGGGCUCCUGAUGCAGAUGGAGGCGAGCCCCGACGAAGAGGAUGCGGUUACUGUGGAGAUGAAGUCCGACAUGCAGCUCAUCAUUUCCGCUCUGUGUGAGAGCGACGUGCACAGGAAGGAGCUGUUCGGGUCCGAGGGCGUGGACAUGGUGGUCCACUUCCUGAGCCGAGGUUCCGGCAUGUUCUACAGCGGUCUGGGUCACAACAAGCUCCUCCUCUCCACGUUGGUGUGCGUGCGGCUCUGCAUUGUUGGCUGCGACACUACCGAGGACUACUUCCUGACCCAAGACGGCGCCAAGCUUCUCCUCGACCUGCUCAUUUCGAGUCCCAAGUGUGUGCACGCCGUCCUCCUCGCCGCCGUGCUGGAGCUGUGCGACAACCCCAACACCGUCCCUGACGUCCUGGGGUGGAGGCACGCGGACAGCGGGCGCACGGCUCCCAGCCUCCUGCUGCACGUGUGGAGGCGGGAGGAGGCGGAGCUAGGGGUCAGCAGAAACCAACACGGCGGGAUCGCAGAUCCCAAACAGCCCAUCCUGGGUCACCGACCUCUGGAGGACGAGGAGCUGACGUCUACACCGAACGCCCCGAGUGCUGCCGUGCUGGAGAUCCAAGAGAACCUCCAGGCUAAGAUUUACUUAAUCUUCUGCAAGAUGGGUUUCCAGGACCUUCCAGGAUUGUCCGUAAAAGAUCACGUGACCUUGUGCGUCGUCAAACGAUACCUUGACUUCAAGGUGGCCGAUGUGUGGGACGAGAUCGACCGGGAGCUGACCCUGGAGGCCGUGAGGCCCGUCACGCCCGACCAGGAGACUUUGCGCGUGGCCCGCCAGAUGUCGCAACACACGGCCGAGGCGGUGGCCGCCGAGCAGGAAGACGUCUUGCAGGAGAAAGACAGGAACGCCAGCCAAGAGGAGGGGCUUCUGUAUGAGGAGUUGAAGUCUCACUGGAAGCAACGCCAACUGGCAGCAAUAUCCUGGAGCGACUUUGUCUCCAGGACUUCCAACUACGACACGUUGAAGGACAUCAACGAGCAGAGGGAGAAAAACGCAGAGGAGGUCCGAUCAAUGGAGGAGGACGUUGCGCCGCGUCCCGAAGAGCUUUUCAUCGGCCAAAUGGUGGUGAGCGAGGACGGCGGCGCUCGGUGCAUCAAACUGACCAAAACUCCCCUGAUGGCGGCGGCGCAGGAAGAAGCUCUACUCUCCAAACGUGAACGCCUGCGAUUCUGUAGCUCUGUUCCUGUAAAAGACUGACGUGUCCUCUUCCUGGAGGAUUUACUACAGGGGUGUCCAAAGUGCGGCACGGGGGCCUUUUGCAGGCCACAGCUCAUUGUUUAAAUGGCCCCGCAUUUUUGUCAAACUACAAUUGAAACCAAAAAAACUAAAAAAAAAUAGUAAAAAGGCUAAAAAAGAAUAAUAAAAACAUGACAUUGACUCGCAAAACAACAAUAACAAUUGCACCAUGCUGAUGUAAGCAUGAUAACUUUAGCAUACUAACAGUCAGCAUGCGUCAAGUACCAAGUUAUAUGACCCUGAGUGAACGGCUGCAAAAUUUGUGAAAAAAGUUAGCAUGCUAACCGUUAGCAUGGGUCAAGUACCAUGUUAUAUGACCCUGAGUGAACAGUUGCAAACUAGUGAAAAAAGUUAGCACGCGUCAAGCAUCAAGUUAUAUGACCCUGAGUGAACGGCUGCAAAAUUUGCGAAAAUAAGUUAGCAUGCGUCGAGUACCUAGUUAUAUGAACCUGAGUGAACGGCUGCAAAAUUAGUGAAAAAAGUUAGCAUGUGUCAAGUACCAAGUUAUAAGACCCUAAGUGAAUGGCUGCAAAAUUUGUGAAAAAAGUUAGUAUGCGUCAAGUACCACGUUAUAUAACCCUGAGUGUGAACGGCUGCAAAAGUUGGCAAAUAAGUUAGCAUGCUAACAGUUAGCAUGUUUCAAGUACCAAGUUAUAUGACCCUGAGUGAACAGCUGCAAACUAGUGAAAAAAGUUAGCAUGCGUCGAGUACCUACGUAUAUGAACCUGAGUGAACCGCUGCAAAAUUUGUGAAAAAAGUUAGCAUGUGUCAAAUACCAAGUUAUAUGACCCUAAGUGAACUGCUGCAAAAUUUGCGAAAAAAUUUAGCACGCUAACCGUUAGCAUGUGUCAAGUACCAAGAUAUAUGACCGUGAGUAAACAGCUGCAAACUAGUGAAAAAAGUUAGCAUGCGUCAAGCAUCAAGUUAUAUGACCCUGAGUGAACGGUUGCAAAAUUAGCUAAAAAAGUUAGUAUGCAUCAAGUACCAAGUUAUAUGACCCUGAGUGUAAACAGCUGCAAAAUUUGUGAAAAAAGUUAGCAUGCGUCAAGUACCAAGUUAUAUAACCCUGAGUGUAAACGGCUGCAAAAUUUGCGAAAAAAGUUAGUAUGCGUCAAGUACCAAGUUAUAUGACCCUAAGUGAAUGGCUGCAAAAUUUGUAAAAAUAGUUCGUAUGCGUCAAGUACCAAGUUACAUGACCCUAAGUGAAAGGCUGCAAAAUUUGUGAAAAUAGUUAGUAUGCGUCAAGUACCAAGUUAUAUAACCCUGAGUGUGAACGGCUGCAAAAUUAGUGAAAAAAGUUAGCAUGCGUCAACUAUCAAGUUAUGUGACGCUGAGUGAACCGCUGCAAAAUUAGCGAAAAAAGUUAGCAUGCAUUGAGUACCUAGUUAUAUUAACCUGAGUGAUAUGAGAACAUUUGUGAAAAAAGCUAGCAUGUGUCAAGUACCAAGUUACAGCAUAUGACCCUAAGUGAACAUCUGCAAAAUUAGUGAAAAAAGUUAGCAUGCUAAUAUUUAGCAUGUGUCACGUACCAAGAUCUAUGACCGUGAGUAAACAGCUGCAAAACUAGUGAAAAAAGUUAGCAUGUGUCAAGUACCAAGUUAUAUAACCCUGAGUGAACGGCUUCAAAAUUAGUGAAAAACGUUAGCAUGCAUCAAGUAUCAACUUAUAUGACCCUGAGUGAACGGCUGCAAAAUUAGCGAAAAAAUGUUAGCAUGCUAAAAGUGACCAUGUGUCAAGUAUCAAGUUAUAAAAUUAGCUAAAAAUGCUAAGGUCCCAAAAAUACACUUUGUUAUACAAAGCUGACAUGUGGGAUAUUUUGUUGAUUAUUUUAAUACUUUUUUUUUUUUUACACAUUUUCUUUUGCUAUAUCACUUUUUCCAGCACGCCGCCCUCAUUAGAAAAGUUUGGACACCCCUGACUUUUAGGCAGUUUUUUAAUUUUUUUCUAGAUACUGUAUAUCUUAUUAGAGAAUAUGUAACAUUACAGUGUGAUGAUGACGAGUGUAUUUUACAGCAAGCAUUUUUUGAACUGGUAAACUAAAAUGCA